Molecule: messenger RNA, 1557 nt
Organism: Coniophora puteana RWD-64-598 SS2
Lineage: Eukaryota; Fungi; Basidiomycota; Agaricomycetes; Boletales; Coniophoraceae
Product: DnaJ-domain-containing protein
Exons: 7
Coding region: 1-1557 (518 amino acids)
Molecular function (GO): protein binding
Source: RefSeq, a predicted model, not a curated record
AUGGUCAGACAAGCCACCGUCAGUGCAGCGUACGCCACCCUCGGCUUACAACAAGGCGCCACUCUUGACAACGUCAAAACAGCGUACAAACAGCUUGCACUCAAGAAUCAUCCAGAUAAGAACCCUGGAAAUGAAGAUGCUACUGCCCAGUUCCAAAAGCUUAGUGAAGCUUACAACAUCCUACUGAAACAUCUUGAUUCCUCCUCACCUCCCCGUCGUCACUACUAUCCAUGCGGGCACUCUGUCCACAGCGAUGAAGAUCUAUCUGAUGAUUAUGAUGAAUACUGGUAUGAUCCCAGCAAUGACGAUUAUGACGAUUAUUACGACUCGGAUGAAGAGGAAGAAGACAUGGCUUUUUACAUGUUCCUAUUUUCGGAACUCUUGAGAGGUCGUAGCAAUCGAUACUCAGCGCAAACAUUCCGUUCUCGUUACGCCCACCGACCAGCGACACCUGAGACUGAAGAACAAUAUCAGGCACGCUUGGAGAAGACCAGGCAUGCACAGGAAGAAGCGGAGGCGCGUCGUGCAAGAGAAAAUGCUGAUCGCCGUGCCGCACAGGAAAGAGAGCGGCAACAAGAACGAAACGAAGCCGCUCAAAGACAGAAGGAGAAGUCCCGUAGCAAGAAACAAAAAGAAAAGGUAUCUCGCGAACAGGCUAAGACUGCUGCGCAGAACCGACAGCAGCGUGCCCAAACAUUGCGUUCCGCCGCCUUUACAGCCAUCCGCCAAGGAGAUGCGGAAAGGGUCAAGAAAGCGGUAUGGGAGGACAACGUGGAUCCUGCCGGUGGCGAAGUCAAGAUAGGAUGUGAAACUUACGUUUGUAAGCUUCCAGACGAUCCGAAGGAGUCAAUGCUGCAUAUUUCCGCUACGAAGGGUGAUGCUAGCUUGAUCCAGUGGCUAGAUGCCCACAGCGCUGACCCAGAAGAACGCAACAGCCAGGGAUUCACCGCAUUUCACAUCGCGUUGCAGUUGGGUCAUGUUGUCGUCCUCAAAUAUUUUUACGAGACUUAUGAUCCGAAGCUUGAAGAGUCGACCGCUGUAUACGAUGCACCGCCUUCCAGACCUUUGCUUCACUUGGCUUUAGACUCUGCCGAACCUGAGGUCGUAUGGAUGGUCCUUGACAAAGGCCUAGCACCUUCGCAGGAUAUCCGUGAUGCUUGGGCACUCUUGUCGUCCAAUGUCAAGGAGGCCAACAGUCUGUCGUGCGCCGCACUGCACAAAGACUCGCGUCUCCGCGAGGAGAUGAGAAACCUCCUGGCGAGCUUUGGUGGCUUUACCCCUCCACGAACACCUAACGUCACAGUGGGGAGCAUUGCCAAGUCCCCAUCGCUGACGUCUCCACGCUCUGACAUGAUUAACCCAAGCUCCAGUCACGAUGGUGACACGAAUGCUAAACUGGGCAAAGAACAUUCUACGAUGCGACCCACUGCGCCCAGGGAACCCACUGAACAGGGCGAAUCAGGCACAACACAAUCUGAUAAGCCGUUUGGUGGUCGUGGUCGUGGUCGCGGACGUGGCUACGGCCGUGGAUGGGCCCGAGGACGGGGCCGUGGCUAA